Molecule: messenger RNA, 623 nt
Organism: Biomphalaria glabrata
Lineage: Eukaryota; Metazoa; Mollusca; Gastropoda; Planorbidae
Product: NADH dehydrogenase [ubiquinone] iron-sulfur protein 6, mitochondrial-like
Exons: 4
Coding region: 33-479 (148 amino acids)
Biological process (GO): mitochondrial electron transport, NADH to ubiquinone
Source: RefSeq, a predicted model, not a curated record
AGUUGGCAUAAAGGUCACAAUUCACAACAAAAAUGGCUGCCUUGUCUCUUAGGAUGCUAUCUAAGUCUAAGGCUAACAUUGUUGCUACUAGUGUAAGAGCAUUUUCAGCGUCAACUGUCAAAUAUAUAAAUGAGGGGCCAAAUGUUUAUAAGCCUACACAUACGGGACAAGUUUGGGACAAAGAUGAUUAUAGAAAUCUUCGCUUUGUUGACAAGGACAAACUGAUCAAUCCUAAUUGGGCAAUAAAUCUUAUCCAAGAAGAUCCAGUUGUGGUGGUAGACAAGAAUCAUGCCUGGUCCAAUAGCUGUGGAGCUCUAGGUCACCCUAAAGUUUAUAUUAAUUUGGACAAACCUGAAAUAGCUGUCUGUGGUUACUCAGGGCGAAAGUUUAUCCAGAAGAAAUACUACAAUGAAGCCAAGCAUGGCCCAAGCAUAACAUAUGAAGCCUAUCUGGAGCAAAUGAAAGGAGAUUCUAGAUAAAGAUGUUAUAUUUUUUUCUGUAGAAAUUAUGUGUACAGUUGUAUAAUAGAGUGUGGGCUUGAAAGUUAUAUAGCAAAGGAUAUUGACUUUUAAAAUCUCUUUUAACAUGGUAUAGUGUUAAUAAAUGAAGUUCAAUAAAUAUAA